Messenger RNA from Telopea speciosissima, 648 nucleotides. RefSeq lists its product as uncharacterized. The transcript has 3 exons. Lineage: Eukaryota; Viridiplantae; Streptophyta; Magnoliopsida; Proteales; Proteaceae. The record is from RefSeq and is a predicted model, not a curated record. Bases 1 to 648 code for a protein of 215 amino acids.
AUGGUCAACACAAGAAGUACUCGAGGUGGUCAUCGAGGAAGACUCCCUCGCAUUAUUUCAAAGGUUGAGCUACCAAAUGAAACCCAGGCCCAAAAUUUUGAAGCAUCGGCUAUUCUGCCGAGGGCACCAAAGGCUGCUCAAGCCACUGCUGCGGCACCUCAGCUGAGUAUAACAGCCGUUGAGAAGACGCAAGUUGUCCCCUAUCUGAUUGGACAACACCUUUAUGACUAUGUCACUGGCGACAAACCAUGCCCUGAUGAUCUUGAGAAAGCAGCAGAAUGGCGCGUUCAAGAUGCUGCCAUUAUGAGUCUCCUUAUCACCUCCCUUGUCAAAGAUGCCCUACCACUUGCUGUGGGCCGUGUGAGCAGCAAAGAGAUCUGGGAUGCCCUUACGUUCCUUCAUCGGGUAAAGGAACUCUCUGAUGAACUGGCAGCUGCAGGCAAGCCGCUUCCUACAGAGGACUUUAACAUUCAUAUCUUCAGAUCUUUACAAGAAGAGUACCAAUCUGUCGUUCCUACCAUAAUGUAUCGCCAACCUCCACUCACUUAUUCUGAACUUCAUGGGCUCCUCAUGAGUCAUGAGUCCCUGAUCACCUCAAGACGUGCAACAGUUGAUCCAUCUGCCGCUGCUUCAGUCAAUCUCACUUAA